GUGAUAUAAAUGCCUUUGAGUUCCAUUUGGUGACAACUAAUAAGCUCACGUCCUGUGUUGUGAAGAAAUCAUGAGCGGUCACCUGGUCCUCCUGCUGCUGGCACUGGUGGCCAUGCCCGCCUAUUCCCAGAAUGGUGCCAAUGUAACUGAUUUCAAAGAGGAGGAGGCAAAAGAACAAGAAAUCAAGGCGGAAGAGGGAAAAGAGGAAGAAAAAGAGGCGAGAGAGGAGGAAGAGGAGGAAGAGAAAGAAGAGGAGGAAGAGGAAGAGGAGGAAGAGGAGGAAGAAGAAGAGGAGGAAGAGGAAGAAGAGGAGGAGGAAGAGGAAGAAGAGGUGGAGGAAGAGGAAGAAGAAGAGGAGGAAGAAGAGGAGGAAGAGGUGGAAAGAGAGGAACAGGAAGACGAUGGACUAUGAAGUGAAAAAAGAUCAAGAAGAGGAAAGGGACAUCCUAAGAGUACGGGAUGAAGCACCGUAUGAGGAGGUGACUGGAAUUAUUUUUGGGUGUUGAGGUGCGAGGACAACAAACAUUAUUAUGAAAACAUGUAGUGAUUUUUCUGUAGGUAUAUUCAAUUAUAGAAAACUAGCAAAGCCUCAAGACUUCUUUUUCCACUCACUCAAUUUGUCUCAAUCAAAAUGUCCAAUUGUGCUUCAUAGUAAAUAAUAUAUAUUUCAUAACCUAUAAAGUAGAUUUCUCUUUGUGCUUAUAAACAUCUGAACGUUUACAGAGUUGAGAAUGCAUUGUUCCACUGCAGCAAAACAAGACAAGUCAUUGGGUAAAUGCUGAGCUUCUCUCGUCCAUUCUAUGGUUAUUUGUUUAAGAAAAUAUGAAUGUGCAUGUGCAUGUGCAAACAAAAUGUAACAAGUGCUAUAAGGAUAUUUUUUAAAUUUAUUUUUAUUUUGAAAUAAUAACUUUUCCAAAGUGUUUGGCUUUAAAUGUUUUGUUUUCUGUUCUUUGAAAGUUUUUUUACUCGCUCUAGAUAACAUUCUAUCUUUCACAUUGCGGUGAGGUUUGUCAUGUCAUGGUUAUUUCCUGCUUUAUUUUUUAGGUAUUUCCCUUGUUGUUUCAGAGCACUUGCCCUUCCUCCUGUCCUCCCUAAUCACCAAUUGGUUCCUCCUGUUUCCUAUUACCUUCUGCGUGUAUAGUACAUUCAGUGAUCCCUUUGUGUUGUGCCAAAGCGUCAUCGUCCGCUGACGCGUCACCCGAGCCUGCUAUUGUCCAAAGCCAAAGUCACCACGUGACUCCAGAUUCGAGAAGAAAUUCUUAAGGCUUUUGAGUUUGUUUGCUACUUUGUUUUCUGAUGGUGUGUUUGUCCUCUGUGGUGUAGUGAUUUUUGUUUUAGAUCCUUCUUUAUUUUUACCCUGAUGGAGAGUUUGUAAAAUAAACUCUUUUAACCAGUAACUCUGCAUUGAAGUCUUGCCUCGAGUCCAGUCGUGAAUCUUUCACAGCCCAAAUCCACAAAAUGUGAGAUGACAGGUGAUCGCCGUUGGGUUUUGUGGCUACUUUAUACUGUAGUUUGUAGUGCAUUUGCAUUUACAACUGAUACAAAAAUGUUUUAAGUCCAUAGUUUAUUUUAUUUUUUUUUAAUUAAUUAUUUUUUUUACAUUUUUUGAUAUUGUACCGUAACUCAUUGUAUCAUAGCUUUUGGAGGUGCAGCGUAUCAAGUUUAGGUGUAUCGUUCUAUGCCCCUGGUAGAGCAGCCAAAGGAUUUACUCAAGUAAGAGUAACGUUACUUCAAAAUAAUGACUCAAGCAAAAUUAGUCAUCCAAAGAAUUUACUCAAGUACAAGUGAAAAAGUAUUUGGUGAAAAAAAUACUCAAGUAAUGAGUAACUGCUUACAAUGUCUCAUUUUUCAACAAUAUUAUAU
Molecule: messenger RNA, 1863 nt
Organism: Corythoichthys intestinalis (scribbled pipefish)
Lineage: Eukaryota; Metazoa; Chordata; Actinopteri; Syngnathiformes; Syngnathidae
Product: histone H3.v1-like
Exons: 2
Coding region: 71-412 (113 amino acids)
Source: RefSeq, a predicted model, not a curated record